Messenger RNA from Brassica napus (rape), 1167 nucleotides. Its product is annotated as putative protease Do-like 14. The record is from RefSeq and is a predicted model, not a curated record. The transcript is spliced from 6 exons. The coding region runs from base 61 to 1008 and encodes 315 amino acids. Gene Ontology annotation, biological process: proteolysis. Lineage: Eukaryota; Viridiplantae; Streptophyta; Magnoliopsida; Brassicales; Brassicaceae. Gene Ontology annotation, molecular function: serine-type endopeptidase activity.
AAGGUUCAUCAAUAGUCACUCUCCGAAGAACCGAGUUAUCGUCGUGUUUUUGUUAGAGCAAUGUUUCUCCGUCGCCUUCUGAAAACUCCUCAGAUCUCCUCCUCUGUGGGGAGGAUCAGAACCUUCUCUGGCUCACUUAACGCUACUCCUUCCACUCCCUCGAGUCCUGCUCUAAAACGGAAGCUUUUUGCCAAUUUCAAAUCAUGCGAAAACCCAUGUGACGACGUUCUGAGGGAUAUGGAGGAGCAAGGAUUUCAGAUAACUGCAGCCGAUCUAACUCGCUGGGCAAAUCUGCUGAAAAAGCAAGGUCGAGAAGAAAAAUCUUCACAGAUCAAUUCCUUUAUGAGUUGGAAAUGUUGUGUUAUGAUGAGUCAGUCUGUUCUUCGUCUUGCUGUUGGAAGAAGCACUGAAACCUUAAUUCCUUCUGUGGUCAACAUCUAUGCACCAAACGACGAUUUGUAUGGCUCUGGCAUCUUGUUCGGUGAAGGAGACAAAAUAAUCACUUGUGGUCAUGUCGUCCUCAACCUCCACAAGUUUCGAACGAGUCCUGUCUAUCGUUCAAAGACAAUUGAGGUUGAGAUCACAUUGAACUGUGGUCAAACUUUUCGAGGAGUUGUUGCUGAUUGCGACCCAGAGUACGAUCUUGCACUAGUCAAGAUUGAGACACCAACUAGAGAGUUACUCUCUCCUGCAAAGUUUGGUGUCUCCAAAGAUGUUUCUGUUGGAGAUACGGUGCUCUCCAUUCGCAAUCCUCUUGCGUAUGCAAAGAGUUUCUCAGCAGGAAAAAUCAGUUGUGUUGAACACACAAAAAUUGGCUCACAAGGCAAUUGCCAAUUCUAUCUCCAAACUGAUUGUGCUUUGAAAGAGGGCAACUCCGGAGGUCCGGUUGUUAACCUAGACGGCCAGGUCAUUGGUGUUAUCUGGGCAUUUGGAGACAGAGAGGUGGGUGUUGGGUUUGCAAUACCCAUAGACACAGUGGUGAAGGUCAUGGAGGAGAGAAACUGGUAGAUUUUAAGAUUUGAAACUUUUAAGGUUAAAACCUUUUGUUUUGUGAUACUUUGAAUACUUAUGUUUUGUUUCCUUAUCACGGUCUUCUGCUUUGUUUGUUUCUGUUCUUACUCUUGUGUAACAAGUACUGUGUUAAAUAUUCAUGACCUGUGAAACUCA